This is a messenger RNA of Eruca vesicaria subsp. sativa (arugula), 1299 nucleotides long. Lineage: Eukaryota; Viridiplantae; Streptophyta; Magnoliopsida; Brassicales; Brassicaceae. The record is from the annotation of a GenBank genome assembly.
AUGGAUCCAAGACUUGAACAAGCAGCUGAAUCUGGAAGCAUCGAUGAGCUGUACGCUCUUAUUGAUGAGAAUCCAUACAUACUUGAGAACUUUGAUGCAGUACCGUUUGUGACCACUCCCCUCCACGUAGCUGCAGCUUCGGGGAACAUAGAGUUUGCCAAGGAGAUGCUGAAUCUUAAGCCCUCUUUUGCCAGAAAGCUCAACACAAGCGGGUACACUCCACUGCAUGUUGCUGUAGAGAAGGAUCAAGAUGAAUUUGUCAACAGGAUGCUCUGGCUUGAUGGCGGUCUUGCCCGGGUUAAAGGGAGAAACGGAAUCACACCGUUUCUUCUACUAGUGUCAAGAGGAAACUUAGAACUUGUUACACCGUGCCUCCGUCAAUCCCCUGAAUGUAUCGAAGAUGAGAGCGUAGAUUUCCAGAAUGCUCUGCACCUUGCUGUGAUUAAUGAUAAAAUUGAAGUGCUCCAAGUCCUCACUGGAUGGAUCCAGAGAAUGAGCCAAAGAAAUGCUAACUCCAUUGAGAAUCGUGUUCUAAAUGGAUUGGAUCUUACCCACAACACGCCUUUGCACCUCGCUGCAUAUAAGAAUGAUCAUCAGAUGGUGAGACUGUUAUUAGAAUGUCGGUGGGUUCAGCGAAAUAAAGAAAAUGGUGAUAAUUUAACUUUCCUUGAUAUUUUAAGAGACCAAGGACAAAGCGACGCAGGUGGAGACUUAGGAAGUCAGGGACCGAGAGUCGUAGGAGAGGACUUGGAUUUGGAACAAGUUGUUGCAAAAACCAGGUGUAAAGAGAAGGCUUCCUUGCCAAGAUCCAAGGAAAGGUUUGAGAUUUCAAAAUCACCAUUCACUUUCUGGACUUACUGCUCCACUUUCAUGAGACGCCUAAGGAGUAACCCAUCAGAUGAAUCUCGUGGAGUGUUCCUGAUUGUAUGCACUUUGAUAAUAACAGCCACUUACCAGACUGCACUCCAGCCUCCAGGAGGUGUACACCAAUCCGAGGAUUCGAAUGCGGGUUCCGUGGUGAUGAAACAGACGUUCUUCAUCCUUCUUUGGGUUUCCAACACCGUAGGCUUCUGCUGCGCUAUACUCUACACCUUUUGUCUCAUACCACUUGAUAGUUUGUUUGCGACUUGGUUCUUUUGGAUUGGGACAACUCUGUGCAUUUCUUAUGCUCUAGCCAUGGCAGUAAUCUCACCGCACCCUCUAGUGUUUCUCUCCGCGACCUUUGCCUUCUUCCUGCUCGUUGCUCUUUAUUUCUUAUUUGAAAUGUUCACAUAUUGGCGGGAUCGUCGGUCCGAUUAA